UCCCCUUCGCCCCCCCCCCAGCCCUGCAUGCCCGGGCAGCGAGCAUGGCCCGCAGGCAGGAGCGGGCAGCGGGCAGCGGGGGCUGGCUGCCCUGGUUGGGGUUCGCCUUGCUGCCGCUGGCCGUGCCCCCCGCCGUCGCCCCCGGGGGUUGCCCGUCCGCCUGUUAUUGCGUGGCCACCCCGGAGCUGGUCCAGUGCCGGUACGAGAGGUUGGAGGAACCACCGAGGGAGCUGCCGGUCACCGUGCACAACCUCAGCAUCGUCGGGAGCAACCUGAGCGUCCUGCGCCCGGCCGCCUUCGCCGCCCGCCCGCUGCCGGACCUCCGCCUGCUCCGCUUGCGCCACAAUAACAUCCAAACCAUCGAGGACAUGGCUCUGCAAGGCUUGCCCGCCCUCCGCACCCUCGACCUGAGCCACAACCCUUUGCUCUCGGUGGCCGCCGGCGCUUUCGCCGGCGUGCCGCUGCUGCGUACGCUGCAGCUGAACCAGGCGCUGCUGGCCGCCCCGUUGGAGGAGCAGCUCGCCCCGGCCCUGCGCAACCUCAGCUUGCGGCGCUUGGAGUUGGCGGGCAACGGGCUGCGGGCGCUGCCGGCCGCCCUGCUGCCCGCCGGCCUGGAGGAGCUGGACCUGCGUAACAACUCGCUGCAGCGGCUGGCGGCCGCCGAGCUGCGGAGCCUGGAAGCGCCGGGGUUGCGGGGGCUGCGGCUGACGUUGGGGGCCAACCCGUUGAGCUGCGACUGCGCCCUGCGCCCGUUCCUCGCCUGGCUGCGUGCCGCCGCCGCCCGCGUGCCCGACGCCCGCGGCCUGCGCUGCGCCGGACCGCCGCCGCUACGCGGGGCCACCCUGCUGCGCCUGCGGCCCGAGGGGCUGGCGUGCGCGGCCGCCGAGGGCGGCGAGCCCGGUCGGCUGGAGACGGCUUCUUACGUCUUCUUCGGCAUCGUCUUGGCCCUCAUCGGCAUCGUCUUCCUCAUGGUGCUCUACCUGAACCGCCGCGGCAUCAAGCGUUGGCUCCACAACCUCCGCGAGGCUUGUCGCGACCAGAUGGAGGGCUACCACUACCGCUACGAGCAGGACGCCGAUCCCCGCUGCACCAGCGCCAUCGGCACCCCCGGCCUCUGACGGCACCCUCAGCGUCCCACCCGCGCCCCUCCGGCAUCCCCGGCAUCCACCCGCCAUGCCGCCCCUCGACGCCUCCGCUCCCGGCAUCCACCUCGCCCCAGCCCCGUUCCCAUCCCCUUGCCAUGGCACCGCCAAAAAUUAGUUUCUGAGGACGAGCCGGCCUCGGGGAUGGGUGCUGGGGUGCUUCAGAGUGGGGUGCACCCUCCCCGGGGGGCUCUGGACCGGCUCUCCCUGCCCGUGCCCUAAUCGACCCCGUAGCGCUGAUUCCCACAGGGGACCAGGCUGGAUCCGUUCCCCCCCGCCCCAUCCCAGUGCCCACGGGCAGGGGGGAUCGCAUCGGAUCGGCCCCGCGGGAUGCCGGCACACAGAGCCCCGAUGUUCCCGGGAGGAUUAUGAGCUGCUUCCCGCGCCUCCUCUCCAGCGGCAGGUUUCUUCGGCGGACUGCGGGAUGCCACGCUGCCGGCGGGGCUCGGCACCGCACGCACAGGAAAACACACCGUCCUGCCGCUCCCCUUGAGAAGCGAUGUGCUUUUCCGAGCCCAUUUAUCCAUUUGGUUCUGUUCGAUGACAUUUCCAGCUCUUUCCAGGCACAAAAUGAUGCAGCUGUGUAGGAAACGCCUCCGCUGGCUGCGUGCAUGUUCCCCAGGGCAUGCGGGGGCAGCCCUUUUCUGACUCUAAAAUAUAUCCUAGACUAGGCUGUCUCAGCACUUUGUAAUUCAAAAUGAGUGAAGCAAAAGCUCUCGACCUAGUUCACUCGCCCGUGUUUGCUUUAGAACCGUGCCUGUUACUAUAUCCUAGAGCAAAUAUAUUGAAAGCUGCA
This is a messenger RNA of Aquila chrysaetos chrysaetos, 1938 nucleotides long. RefSeq names its product trophoblast glycoprotein like (gene TPBGL). Gene Ontology annotation, biological process: negative regulation of canonical Wnt signaling pathway. The record is from RefSeq and is a predicted model, not a curated record. Gene Ontology annotation, molecular function: protein binding. Lineage: Eukaryota; Metazoa; Chordata; Aves; Accipitriformes; Accipitridae. Gene Ontology annotation, cellular component: plasma membrane. The coding region runs from base 45 to 1118 and encodes 357 amino acids. The transcript is spliced from 2 exons.